UAAAACUACACCGCAUCUUUCGUCAGUACGAAUAUCCGUCUUUUGGUCGAAGCAACGAACAUUUGGAAAUGGCUUCUCGAGUGACCAGAAACCGCUUGGCUUCUACCAGGACUGACCUCGGUGGCAAGGCCUGCUCGGUGACCGGGCCCUCACUUAAGCCUCGAGCGGCACUUGGAGAGAUUGGAAACAUCGCAGUUAACAAAGAAGCGCAGAAAAAGGGCAUCAAGACAGAGGCAACUAAGAAGACCAAAGCCACCACCAAAGUUGAAAAGGCAGCAGUUGUCCAACAACCAAAACCAAAGAAUGAGGUUCCUGUUAAACUUAAGCCUGAGGUGCAACCUGUGCCUGAACCAGCCUCCCCUACUCCAAUGGAGACUUCUGGCUGUGAGCCUGCUGACCUCUGCCAAGCAUUUUCUGAUGUCAUGCUUCAUACUGCUAUCAGAGAUGUGGAUGCAGAUGACUACGACAACCCCAUGCUCUGCAGUGAAUAUGUGAAACAAAUCUACAAGUAUCUCCGACAGCUCGAGGUUGAGCAGAAUGUUAGACCCAGUUAUCUACAGGGUCAGGAGGUAACUGGUAACAUGCGAGCCAUUCUCAUCGACUGGCUUGUGCAAGUGAGCCUGAAGUUCCGUCUACUGCAGGAAACGAUGUACAUGACUGUGGGAAUCAUCGACCGCUUUCUUCAGGACCACCCAGUCCCCAAGAAGCAGCUGCAGCUGGUCGGAGUGACCGCCAUGUUCCUUGCUUCCAAAUACGAGGAGAUGUAUCCCCCAGAGAUCUCAGACUUUGCCUAUGUGACAGACAGGGCCUACACCACUGCCCAAAUCAGAGAAAUGGAGAUGAACAUCCUGCGGGUGCUCAAGUUCCAACUUGGCCGCCCUCUUCCCCUGCAGUUCCUCAGAAGGGCCUCAAAGAUCUAUGAGGUAACUGCUGAGCAGCACACCCUGGCAAAAUACCUCCUGGAGCUCACCAUGGUCGACUACGAGAUGGUUCACUUCCCACCUUCCAUGGUGGCUUGUGCAGCUCUGGCUCUUACCCUCAAGAUCUUGGAUGCUGGAGAAUGGGAUGUGACACUGCAGCACUACAUGGAAUACACAGCAGAGAGUUUGAUUCCUGUAAUGGCACACAUUGCCAAGAAUGUUGUGAAAGUCAAUGAGGGGCUGACCAAGCACACAGCCAUCAAAGGCAAAUACUCGACUUCAAAGCAGAUGAGGAUUGCCACAAUCUCGCAGCUCAAAUCUUCACUUGUGAAGGAUUUUGCAAAGCAGCUCACCCAGUGAGAUGACUAAAUGUUUUAGCACCAUGUGCUGAGUUGUACAGUUGUAACUUAAACUUUUUAAACGUGACUGAAGGAUCAGCACACAAAGGACCGUGUCAGUGGUUUGCAUGUUUAACCAGCUGAGAUCAUGCACACUUUUACUGACCUUUUUCCAAAGCAUGCUGCAAGUUUUAAUUGUCUGGUUUUCAAUCUUAAUCUAGGCCUCAUUUUUGAAACUGAUAAUGUGAGUCACUUCACUGAAAAGCAAAGUCAGACAUCUUUACACCGCAUGAGAUUCAGUCAGCCACCAAUGACGACUGUAAUGCUACUAAUUCACUAUUUUCACUGUCUUUUUACAACAUGGAUCAUUAAUGCACUACUUAUUGUUAGCAGACUGAAAUCUUUAUGUGGAAUAGCUUGGACAGUUCUGCCAUUGAAUGUUGCCGCACAGUGUAACGCAAGUCACACACUUGGUUCUUUUAGCAUUUUAAGUCUAGAAGUUAUUUUUAUAGCUUAAGCGCUGUUGGAAAUCUAAAACUUGUUGCAUGCUUUCUGAAUGGGUAACAUGUAAAGGUCCAGUGGGCAUAUCUGGCCUGUUCCAGCUUUUUUUUAUGGCCUUUUCUUAAUGUGUGGCAGUGUGUGUGAAAUGUACAGCAAUACUUUAAAUGAUUUUACAUUCUUAAAUGUCUUGUUCUUAAAGCCUCUAUUAAAUGGUUUUGACCAGA
Messenger RNA from Seriola aureovittata, 1983 nucleotides. RefSeq names its product cyclin B1 (gene ccnb1). The coding region runs from base 69 to 1280 and encodes 403 amino acids. The transcript is spliced from 9 exons. Gene Ontology annotation, molecular function: cyclin-dependent protein serine/threonine kinase regulator activity. Gene Ontology annotation, biological process: mitotic metaphase chromosome alignment; mitotic cell cycle phase transition; regulation of cyclin-dependent protein serine/threonine kinase activity. The record is from RefSeq and is a predicted model, not a curated record. NCBI's taxonomy places the organism in Eukaryota, Metazoa, Chordata, Actinopteri, Carangiformes, Carangidae. Gene Ontology annotation, cellular component: nucleus; mitochondrial matrix; cytoplasm.